UUUGAGUGUUGAGGAUCUGGUUUGUUUUAAGAGAUGCAGUUGUACGGUAGAAAAGUUGCCAGCAUGUGGUUCGGUUCUACAUUCAUGCUGGGUGGGUCAAGAUGGAACUGUCAGGUCUGAUCUGAAAUUCUGAAGAGCUAGAUGGUCAAUCUCGGAGUUACGAUCGCUUUGGGCCGAUCCCUGUCGGUUCCGUCAAAUUUGCACUCCGCAAGAUCCACGCAGCAAAUUCGAUAAUGCUGCCGUUGAUUUUACGUCAUCGCCCGCAGCUACUCUACCACGGGCGGCUUUAUCGGAUAGUUGAGAUCCGUUAUUUUCUCGAGCAACAGCGAAGCAACCGGGGAGGCCUUGUCGAGUAAAGACUUGGUUCUAGCGGUUUACACAAUGCAAGCCUCUAGAUCGGCGACUCGCCACUUGUUGCGGCACGCGACGCGUCCACCCUCGGGCUUCGUCUGCCGCAGCUGUCUGUCGCGUCGGUCCUCGAGCACGUCCGCUUCUCCCCGAUCACCACCACCACCACCUCCGACUGCGGGGUUCACUGCCCUCAAGUCUCGUCGUCUAAUAUCGGUCUCCGGCCCCGAUGCUGCCAAAUACCUACAAGGCGUCGUGACCGCCAACAUCAUAAACAAUAACAAGACCGGCUUCUACACGGCUUUCCUUAACGCCCAGGGGCGUGUGCUGCAUGAUGUCUUUAUAUACCCGGAUGCCAGCAAGGAUGGCGAAGGGUUCCUCAUCGAGGUUGAUGCCACUGAGGCAGAGCGCCUGACCCGCCAUAUCAAGCGCUACAAGCUCAGAGCAAAGCUGAACCUGCGGCUCCUGGACGACGGGGAAGCCACCGUGUGGCAAGCUUGGGACGAUUCAAAGGCCGACUUUGCGCCUGCGGUGGGCAUGACGACUCCCGUGCGAGACCCUCGCUCGCCAAUGCUGGGCUACCGUGUCCUCACCCCCGGGGACCAUGCGCAGACGCCCCAGCUGGACUUGGACCCGACCCCAGAGACGAGCUACCGCAUCCGGAGGUACCUCCAAGGAGUGGCCGAAGGACAGACCGAGAUCUUGCGCGAGCAUGCCCUCCCCGCAGAGAGUAACAUGGACGUCACGGGCGCCAUCGACUUCCGCAAGGGCUGCUACGUCGGGCAGGAACUCACGAUCCGCACCCGGCACCGCGGCGUCGUGCGCAAGCGCAUCCUCCCGUGUGUGCUCUAUGACCAUUUCGCGGCUCCCGAGCGCUUAGAGUACAAGCACGAUGGCGUCGUGACUGCCGAGGGCGUGCCGCCCGAGACGAGUAUCGGGCGCGCCACAAAGAGAGGCCGUAGUACGGGCAAGUGGCUGUCCGGGGUCGGCAACAUCGGACUGGCACUUUGUAGGUUGGAGAUUAUGACGGAUUUGACCCUGCCUGGGGAGCCUGCCGCGGCACUUGAGUCAGGCAACGAUGAGUUUGUCUUGACGCCCAAGUCUGACGAGGACGUUGGCAGUGAGGGGGCCCCCUUCAAAGUGAAAGCGUUUGUUCCAGACUGGUUGAGACAGGGCUUGGCUGCUCAGACUGCUGGUCACUGAUUCUGUAUAAUAAGUCUUCACGACGGGUGUAUAUGUAGAUUGUAAGAUGAAGAGCAGCAGCAGCCAAAUACUAUGUAUGUAAAGAAAAAAAGAACACAGCAUAAAGGUAUCCGGCUCUUACUUGCCAUGGGUAUCAUAUUUAUAUUUUGGGUAUCAUGCGCGUAUCUAUCCUUCUAAAGCCUGCCGG
Molecule: messenger RNA, 1738 nt
Organism: Pyricularia oryzae 70-15
Lineage: Eukaryota; Fungi; Ascomycota; Sordariomycetes; Magnaporthales; Pyriculariaceae
Product: transferase CAF17
Exons: 1
Coding region: 382-1551 (389 amino acids)
Cellular component (GO): mitochondrial matrix
Molecular function (GO): protein binding
Source: RefSeq, a predicted model, not a curated record